UUUUAGAUCAAAAGUAACGUUAUUAACGAACAGUUUGUUUGUUUUCUUCACUUAACUAUCGGAUCACUUCUUCGUCUUUUUCUUCUUCUUCUUCUUCUUCAAGACAUGUGAUCCGUAUUUGCAAACAAUGAACAACUAUUUGACGACCGAAACCGCUGAAGAGCUGAAUCGUCGGGAAUUUCUUCAGCAAAGACACUAUCAGUUGCAAAGCGAAUUGCAACAGAUGGCCCUCGAGUUACCGAAUGUAUAUCAACAGCGAAUGCCAUACGAGUUGUUGUCUUCGUUGGCCAACUGUUUGCUCGACAACUCGAUCGGUCAGAUCGUUAGCGGACUGAAAGACUUGCAGCACAUAACCGAACGGUCACUAUUCGAGCGAAGACAGAAAGCCGUCGGCAAAUUCAGAGAGAUGAAAGUUGAACAACAAAAGAAACACCGAUCGGCAACAGUGGAUAAGUCGAUGACAACCGAAGAGAUAGAACGCGAUGAAAGGAGACUCGACAGAUAUAUCGAUGAAGAAACUAACAAAAUUGAUAUGAAGACUAUAAACGAAUUGGAUCAAUCAGUUAGCGACCAACAGGCGACGCUCGAGAGGGCCGGCGUUCCUGGCUUUUAUGUGACCAACAAUCCGACCGAAAUACAGCUACAAAUGUAUAUUUUGGAUUUUAUUACCCGACUAUCGAUUGAACCGACCGACAAAUAUUAGAGUGAAUUAGUGAUAAUAAUAAUAAUAAUUUAAUUACAUUAGCUAUUAUCGUACAUAAACAUCACUGUAAUUGUUUAUAUAAUAUUUUUUAUAU
Molecule: messenger RNA, 797 nt
Organism: Oppia nitens
Lineage: Eukaryota; Metazoa; Arthropoda; Arachnida; Sarcoptiformes; Oppiidae
Gene: gdl
Product: protein DGCR6L-like
Exons: 5
Coding region: 128-703 (191 amino acids)
Source: RefSeq, a predicted model, not a curated record